This is a messenger RNA of Urocitellus parryii (Arctic ground squirrel), 2598 nucleotides long. Lineage: Eukaryota; Metazoa; Chordata; Mammalia; Rodentia; Sciuridae. The record is from RefSeq and is a predicted model, not a curated record.
CCAGGAGCUCCCCACGCGCGGGCCCAGAUUGAGAGAGAAGAUGGGUUUUGGUACAGGAGGUUAAAUAACAGGUUCUUCCAUUUCACCUUGUAGGGAUGGGAUGGGGGGCGGGGGUGCCGGGCCUCCAGCCAAUAGAGGACCCAGAGUUGUGGGGAGGCUCGGAAGGCUUGCUAUUCCUGGAUUCCUUCUCUUUCUCUGCUGAUUAUGCAGCAGAAUCGUACCGAGGCUGUGGUGGGCUCGCUCCCGCUGCCUGGGCGUCUGUGGAGCGAGGCUCCGGCUCCUUCUCCCRGCGAGUCGCUGGUGCAUUGCAGGUGUUUCUGCGGAAGUUUGAUGGUGACAGUGCCUACGUGGGGAUGAGUGACGGAAACCCAGAGCUCCUGUCAACCAGCCAGACCUAUAACAGCCAGAGUGAGAGCAACGAAGACUAUGAGAUCCCUCCGAUAACACCUCCCAACCUCCCUGAGCCAUCUCUCCUGCACCUGGGGGACCACGAAGCCAGCUACCACUCGCUGUGCCACGGGCUUACACCCAACGGUCUUCUCCCUGCCUACUCCUACCAGGCCAUGGACCUCCCGGCUAUCAUGGUGUCCAACAUGCUGGCCCAGGACGGCCAUCUGCUCUCAGGCCAGCUGCCCACGAUCCAGGAGAUGGUGCACUCGGAGGUCGCUGCCUAUGACUCCAGCCGGCCAGGACCUCUGCUGGGUCGCCCCGCGAUGCUGGCCAGCCACAUGAGCGCCCUCAGCCAGUCCCAGCUCAUCUCCCAGAUGGGCAUCCGGAGCAGCAUCACCCACAGCUCCCCGUCACCCCCAGGGAGCAAGUCGGCGACCCCCUCUCCCUCCAGCUCCACGCAGGAGGAGGAGUCUGAAGCACAUUUCAAGAUCUCAGGAGAGAAGAGACCUUCUGCAGACCCAGGAAAAAAGGCCAAGAACCCAAAGAAAAAGAAGAAGAAGGACCCCAAUGAGCCCCAGAAGCCCGUGUCGGCCUAUGCACUCUUCUUCAGAGACACUCAGGCUGCCAUCAAGGGGCAGAACCCCAGUGCCACCUUCGGAGAUGUGUCCAAAAUCGUGGCCUCCAUGUGGGACAGUUUGGGAGAGGAGCAAAAGCAGAGCCCCCCAGACCAAGGCGAGACCAAGAGCACUCAGGCAAACCCCCCCGCCAAGCUGCUGCCCCCCAAGCAGCCCAUGUACUCCAUGCCGGGCCUGGCCUCCUUCCUCACGCCCUCUGACCUGCAGGCCUUCCGGAGUGGGGCCUCUCCCGCCAGCCUCGCCCGGACACUGGGCUCCAAGUCCCUGCUGCCCGGGCUCAGCGCGUCCUCACCGCCACCGCCUUCCUUCCCGCUCAGCCCCCCCCUGCACCAGCAGCUGCCCCUGCCACCCCAUGCACAGGGUGCCCUCCUCAGCCCACCUGUCAGCAUGUCCCCGGCCCCCCAGCCUCCCGUCCUGCCCACACCCAUGGCGCUCCAGGUGCAGCUAGCCAUGAGCCCCUCGCCUCCAGGGCCACAGGACUUCCCGCACAUCUCUGAGUUCCCCAGCGGCUCGGGACCCCGCUCACCUGGGCCAUCCAACUCCACGAGCAGCGGGGACUGGGACAGCAGCUACCCCAGCGGGGAGUGUGGCGUCGGCACCUGCAGCCUGCUCCCCAGAGACAAAUCGCUCUACCUCACCUAAUCCCGCCUCCCUCCCCUCCCCGAGRCUGGCUGGAAGGGCAUGUCAGAGCCAGGAGGGCUGCCCACAGCAGAGAGGCCGUGGCAGGAGGCAGGGUGACCGGCCAGCAUAGCAGUGACACACCCCUGCCCUGRGCUGAGUCUCUUCCCCGACCUCCCGCCAGACUCUGCAGAGGCAGCCCGCUGCCCGGCGCCCGCCGGAAGAACCUGCAGGAACCUUCUGCCCGCUGACCUGCUUGCUCCAGGGUCACCGCGGACCCCGCUCCUCGCCCUGCACACAGUCCCCUCUGUCUGGACGUCUGACCCCAGCCCAAGCUCACUGGGCCGCCCUGCCGGGGUCACUGACCAASAGAAACUCGCCCCAAGAUGCGCGGCCAGGGGCCGGCCCAGCCACAGACGCGCAGGUUUUCCAGUGUGAACUAAAGAUCCCGAGCCCCACGAACUGUGGGCUCCGUGUAAGUAGUCUACUAAGUGUUUUAGAACUGUGCUGAAGACAUCUGUAAGAUUAUUUUGUGGGGAAGAAAAGUAGUUUCCUUUAAGGUACAAAGCGUUUUAUAUGACCCUUAGCGCAUCGUUUUUCAGUUUUCUCUUGAGGGAGACGUGCACACAGCAGCUGUCACAGGGUCUCUCCAUGCGCACCCGAGAACCGGACAAUGUCUAGCCCCACCGGGAAGCAUUCCCCUUGAUUUUUUUGUAAACCAUAUGUCCACCUAUUUCAAAUUGCCAGCAGCAAUUUUAUUUCUUUUUGUCUAGCUAUUUAUGAAGAAAACUUGAGAACAAAGUUGCAGUUUAUCCUAACGUGUGCGUGGUUUGGGGUUUGGUUUUGGUUUUGGUUCUUGGCGUCGUUUGCAGCUGUAUCCUGGCCCGGCAAAUGUCUGUCUUGGUGCCCGGUCCUUCUCUCAAACUCUCUUUAUAAUAAAACUUCUGAAAAGUUG